This is a messenger RNA of Oppiella nova, 2283 nucleotides long. Lineage: Eukaryota; Metazoa; Arthropoda; Arachnida; Sarcoptiformes; Oppiidae. The record is from the annotation of a GenBank genome assembly.
GAGAUCAUCAAACAGUUGUCGACUGAGGGCUUCCGCGUCGACGACUUGCCCGAAGAGAUGGUAGACUACUGUCGACUACUGCGUCACACGCGCUACAAGUCUAUGAGACCUAUGAAUACGUCCUCGGCCUACACGGAACCCAUAUUUGGCUCAAUACUGGAGCUCUCGUACGCCGAGUGGCUGAACCAGUGGCUGACGGCGCUGUACGAGUCGUUCAUAUUGAACAAAGAGAAGGACUGCGAGCAGAGUCAGCUCCACGAGAACCUGUCGCAGGUGUUGGGCCCGUCAGCACCGGGAGGGCCGCCAAACUCGCAGCGCUCAGAGGCCUUCGAGCGCGCCCUGAGCUCGGCGUUGAGCCGCAAUUCAAUUGCGCCGCGACUCUUAAGCGUCACAUUCCUCGCUCAGUUGCGUAACCAAAAUGUGGCACAAUUUCUAUUGCCAUAUGUGGUGAUCGUGUCGCUCAAGAACGCCACUCACGAGCAGAGGAAAUACAUUGUCAACGAACGGCGAAACGGACCAUAUGUGGUGAUCGUGUCGCUCAAGAACGCCACUCACGAGCAGAGGAAAUACAUUGUCAACGAAGUCAAGACCAUUAUCGCGGCGCUGACCACCGAUGAGUCGAUAUUUAGCGGCGAAACGGGACACCUGUCCUCUCAAACGGUGUUUCAUAUCUACGAUUAUCUCAAGAUAUGGCACAAAAAGCGCAUACAUUUGCACAAAAACGUGUUGUUGACGCCCCCGCAGCAGACGCCCCGACACGUGACGCCCCGGGAGCUGAGGACCGCCCAACUGAAAGACAAGGAGUUCCGCGGCGUCGACUACUUCCUGAGAAACAUAUCGACUAAAGAGUUGGCUAUACUUGCGUUCAAAUGCAAAGCCUUUUCCCGAGCACUGAGAUAUCUGGAGGAAUACAUUCGCGGCGACGACACCCUAUUUCAGAAGGAGAUGCAAUUCUUGCAGCAGAUAUUCCUAGGGCUGGACGACCCGGACUCCGUGGACGGGUGUAACAGCCGGCGCGUGGAAACGCCUACCAUUGACGAGCGUAUACUCAUUCACGAGGCCAUGGGUCAGAUCCAGGAGGCGAUGCUGUGCUGCGCCAAAGCCGUCGAGCAUAACCCCCAGGACUUCUCACUCCAGCAGAAGUAUUUGCAGACAUCGAUGAAUAACUUCGAUCAGUCGGAACAGGUGUACACAUAUGGCUGCGGUCUUAUGCACCGGAGGCCCGAGUGGAGGGACCGGUUGGCGCCGUACGUCAUCGAAGCCGUCUGGAAGUUAGGCGAUUGGCGCCAAUUGGAGCAAAUGGUCGACAAAUACCCGGCCACUUGUCUCACCACAUUUGGCUCCUGUGUUGGCGACCUGUUCUCAUCGAUAAUCACCCGUAAAGAGAGCGACUUCGAGGAGAAGCUGCAGAACUUGCGCAGAGGACGGGUAGGCCCCCUGUCGGCGGCCGCUAUAGAGAUCAGUGGCUACGUGCGGGGGCACCAGUAUGUCAUUGAGUUGCAUAUUCUGAAUGACAUUCAAUUGAUUUAUCAUAAGCUGAUGGCAGAGCUCGACGAAGAGGUGUCGCCCAUAGACUCGUUGAAAGACAGGUUUCAGUCAGUGGUCGAGGUUUGGGAUCAGAGGAACGAUUUGGUGCGAAAGACCAUCAAAUGUCAGGAACCGGUGCUCAACGCCCAGAGAGCUAUGCUCUCAAUACUGGCUCAACGGGCGCACAAUACGGACCUCUCGCUGGACAUCAAGAAAGCGUUGUUCAAGUCGUGGCUCAUGUCGACGAAGACUUCGCGCAAAUCCGGAAACAUUCAGAGGAGUUAUACGUUUUUGUUGGAAAUGAACAAAAUUAGGGACUCUUUGUGUCUAACCUUCGGCGACGGCACUCACGAGUCGACCGUCAGUUCAUUGACUGAUUUGGAGAACUCGCAGGCGAUCCUCGAAACGGCCAAAAUCGAGUGGAAUAAGAGUCAAAUAGGUGCCAUACAGUACCUGAAGAACCAAAUCGAGCAGAACUAUCAGUCGUCUGUGAACUACUGUUUCCAGAGAGCGGUGACUAAUCUGAACGAAAGCUUCUCGGCUGAAGAGCUCCUGGAGAUCAAGAACUCGAUGUCGUACGGGAGCUCAUCGAUACCCAGCUAUCAGUCGUCGGCCACAACGACAGGCAGUGAUGUGUCGAUUCGAGACCAGACGGCCGACGAGGCGUUCGCCCGACUGCAGCUCCUGUACGCGAAAUACUGCGACCAAAACGGACUGUUAAACCAAAACAAUUGGCGAUUCUCUACAAAAUCGUGA